This is a messenger RNA of Chanos chanos (milkfish), 4010 nucleotides long. RefSeq names its product valyl-tRNA synthetase 1 (gene vars1). The coding region runs from base 35 to 3841 and encodes 1268 amino acids. The record is from RefSeq and is a predicted model, not a curated record. Lineage: Eukaryota; Metazoa; Chordata; Actinopteri; Gonorynchiformes; Chanidae. The transcript has 31 exons. Gene Ontology annotation, biological process: valyl-tRNA aminoacylation. Gene Ontology annotation, molecular function: aminoacyl-tRNA deacylase activity; ATP binding; valine-tRNA ligase activity. Gene Ontology annotation, cellular component: cytosol.
UUCCCUUCUCUCACUCUCAACCCGCUUUAAAGAGAUGGAUACUCUCUAUGUCUCGUCACACCCCGAGGACUUUCGGAGUCUGCUGGCUCUGAUCGCGGCUGAAUACGCCUCUGCCUCUCCGCGGGCUCUCGCACAAGACCCACCGGCCCAGGUGGCCAAAUCCCGCCCGGCGCUGGUCCUGGGAGGAAACGGUGAGGUUCUGACCGGUGCCAGUGCCGUGAGCUGGUACCUGGCGUCGUCAGGGAAGCGGGCGGGCGGGAGCCCUCGGGAGGAGAGCGAAGUGUGGCAGUGGUUGAGCUUCGCCGAAAACGAGCUGACGCCAGUCGCAUGUGCCGUGGCUUUUCCCCUGCUGGGCGUGAUGGGAGUGGACAAGAAGCUGCAGCAGAGUUCUCGAGCAGAGCUCCUGCGCGUUCUGAAGGCUCUAGACAAGGCUCUAGAACCGCGGACGUUCCUCGUUGGGGAGAGCCUGACUCUGGCGGACAUGGCUGUUGCCAUGGCAGCACUGUUGCCGUUUAAAUAUGUAUUGGAGCCAGCAGACAGGCAGUCUCUGGUGAAUGUGAACAGGUGGUUUGUGACAUGUAUAAAUCAGCCACAGUUCCUCAAAGUAUUGGGUCAGAUCGCACUGUGUGAGAAAAUGGUUCCUGUUACCCCCAAAUCCAGCACUUCCCCAAACACACCCACAUCUGCUACAACUGCCCCAGCCAAUGCUGCUGCUCCCAACGGUCCUCCUAAAACUGAAGCUCAGCUGAAGAAAGAGGCCAAGAAACGAGAGAAGAUGGAGAAAUUCCAGCAGAAGAAAGAGAUGGAGGAGAAGAAGAAGAAAAUGCAGACUCAGACAGAGAAAAAAGCCAAACCGGAGAAGAAGGAGCUUGGAGUGAUCACCUACAACGUCCCCACUCCACCCGGGGAGAAGAAAGAUGUGAUGAGUCCCUUGCCGGACGCGUACAGUCCUCAGUAUGUGGAGGCAGCGUGGUACCCGUGGUGGGAGAAACAGGGAUUUUUUAAACCUGAGUACGGGCGGAAGAGUAUCAGUGAACCAAAUCCGCGUGGGAUCUUCAUGAUGUGUAUCCCUCCACCUAACGUGACCGGAUCUCUUCACCUUGGCCAUGCCUUAACCAACGCCAUUCAGGACAGCCUCACGAGAUGGCACAGGAUGCGAGGGGAAAUGACUCUGUGGAACCCAGGCUGUGAUCACGCUGGCAUCGCCACGCAGGUCGUCGUGGAGAAAAAACUGAUGAGGGAGAGAGGGAUGACCAGACACGACCUUGGACGAGAGAAGUUUAUCGAGGAGGUGUGGAAAUGGAAGAACGAAAAAGGAGACCGGAUCUACCACCAGCUGAAGAAACUGGGUUCGUCUCUUGACUGGGAUCGAGCCUGCUUCACAAUGGACCCUAAACUGUCGUACGCUGUGCAGGAGGCUUUUAUCAGGCUCCAUGAGGAGGGCGUCAUCUACAGGAGCAAAAGACUCGUCAACUGGUCCUGCACCCUCAACUCUGCCAUCUCAGACAUAGAGGUGGAUAAGAAGGAGCUGACAGGCAGGACUCUGCUCCCAGUGCCCGGGUACAAAGAGAAGGUGGAGUUUGGAGUGCUGGUGUCUUUCUCUUACAAGAUAGAGGGAUCAGAUGAGGAGGUUGUCGUGGCGACCACGCGUAUUGAGACCAUGCUCGGAGACACAGCGGUGGCUGUCCAUCCCAGUGACCCCAGAUACCAGCACCUGAAAGGAAAGACAGUGAUCCAUCCGUUCUGUGACCGGAAGAUGCCUGUGGUGUUCGAUGACUUUGUGGACAUGAACUUUGGAACAGGGGCGGUGAAGAUCACUCCUGCUCAUGACCAUAAUGAUUACGAGGUGGGAGUCAGACACGACCUGGAGUUUAUCAACAUCCUGGAUGAGAACGGGCUCCUCAUCAACGUUCCUCCGCCUUUCCUGGGUAUGAAGCGUUUUGAAGCGAGGAAGGCUGUCCUAAAGGCACUGAAGGAUAUGGGCCAGUUUAAAGACAUCAGAGACAAUCCUAUGGUUGUACCUGUGUGCAGCCGGUCUAAGGACAUCGUGGAGCCCCUGUUGAAGCCGCAGUGGUAUGUGAACUGUGCAGAUAUGGGGAAACAGGCGGCAGAUGUUGUCAGACAGGGUCAUCUGAAGAUCAUACCAGAUCACCACCUCAAAACAUGGUUCAACUGGAUGGACAACAUCAGGGACUGGUGUAUCUCUCGACAGCUCUGGUGGGGUCACAGGAUUCCCGCAUAUUUUGUCACUGUGAACGACCCGUCAGUCAAACCAGGAGAGGACAUGGACGGUCAUUACUGGGUCAGUGGGCGUUCUGAGUACGAGGCGAGAGAGAAAGCAGCCAAGCGAUUCAAUGUCACAGCGGACAAGAUCUCCCUCAGACAGGAUGAGGACGUGUUGGAUACAUGGUUCUCCUCCGGAAUCUUCCCGUUCUCCAUCUUUGGCUGGCCUAAUGAGUGUGAGGACCUCAGGGUGUUUUACCCAGGCACUCUGCUGGAGACAGGUCAUGACAUUUUGUUCUUCUGGGUGGCACGGAUGGUAAUGAUGGGCCUCAAACUCACUGGCAAACUCCCCUUCAAAGAGGUUUAUCUGCAUGCAGUGGUAAGGGACGCCCACGGCAGGAAGAUGAGCAAAUCUCUGGGAAAUGUCAUAGACCCACUGGAUGUCAUUACUGGAAUCUCUUUGGAGGGUCUCCAUGCUCAGCUGCAGGACAGUAAUCUGGACCCGGUCGAGAUUGAGAAGGCCAAACAAGGACAGAAAUCGGACUACCCCAGUGGAAUCCCUGAGUGUGGAACAGAUGCACUCAGAUUUGCCUUGUGUGCAUACACCAGUCAAGGCCGGGACAUUAAUCUGGAUGUAAACAGGAUUCUGGGCUACAGGCAUUUCUGUAAUAAACUGUGGAAUGCAGUGAAGUUUGCCAUGAGGACUUUAGGAGAGGGAUUCGUACCAUGGGACCAAGCACAGCUGUGUGGGCGCGAGGGCGUGGCUGACAGGUGGAUUCUGUCCCGUUUGUGUGCGGCUGUCUCUCUCUGUGGUAGCGGGUUCGAGGCGUAUGAUUUCCCAGGAAUCACCACAGCCAUCUAUAACUUCUGGCUGUAUGAGCUGUGUGACGUCUACUUGGAGUGUGUGAAGCCAGUGCUGAGUGGCGCAGACGCAGGGCAGGCAGACGUCUGCAGACAAACUCUCUACACCUGUCUGGAGGUGGGACUCCGCCUCCUGUCUCCCCUCAUGCCCUUCGUCACCGAGGAACUCUUCCAGCGGUUGCCACGGCGACGGCCUCAGGAUGCCCCUCCCAGCAUCAGCGUUACGUCCUACCCAGAGACCUCAGAGUUCUGUUGGCACAGUGAGGAGGUGGAUCGGCAGAUGGAGUUUGUGAUGACUGUGGUCAGAACCAUCCGCUCGCUGAGAGCUGACUACAACCUGACCAAAACACGGGCCGACUGUUAUCUGCAGUGUGUAGACUCUGAUACUGUGGGUCUGGUACAGAAAUACCAGAUGCAGAUUCAGACGCUCUCGUACUCUCAGUCCAUCCACGCCGUUGCCGGGGGCGACAGCGCUAUCCCACAAGGCUGCGCUGUGGCCAUUGCCUCUGAUAAAUGCACCGUCCACCUCCUGCUCAAGGGUCUGAUUGACACGGAGAAGGAGGUGGCCAAGCUGACGGCCAAGCGGGGCGAGCUGGAGAAACAGGUGAAGAAACUGGAGGAGAAAAUGGCCAAGAACGACUACAAGGAGAAAGUUCCGCUGAAAGUCCAGGAGCAGGAUGCCGAGAAGAUGAGGCAGACACAAGCAGAGCUGCAGAAAGCAAUGGAAGCCAUUGAGAACUUUAGAAGGAUGAUGUAACCAAGCCCCACCCACCUGCUGUAUGCUCUAGACUGUGAUUGGUUAGGUUUUCACUGAACCUGUCUCCACCCCCUCCCCCUCCCUUUCUGUUUAAAGAUAUGACCUUUGUGACUUUAUGUAAUGGAUCACUGUAUGAGGGAGAUUUGCUUUAAUCAUUAAAUAAUUAAAG